Acanthocheilonema viteae is the source of this 408-nucleotide messenger RNA. The record is from the annotation of a GenBank genome assembly. NCBI's taxonomy places the organism in Eukaryota, Metazoa, Nematoda, Chromadorea, Rhabditida, Onchocercidae.
AUGACCAAUGAUGAAGCAAUAAAAGCUCGUGCUUUAGAAAAUGAGAAAUCGAAACAAAAUGCUCGAAGAUUUGGAAUUGUUAAUGCACUAAGUGCAAAAUUUAAUUCACAAGAGGCUCAAUCUGAUGCAUACACAUACAAACGUUCACGAAUGUUAACUGUGAAAAAUGGCGAAAGACCAAAACGUACUUAUGCACCAAUUAUUAAACCUGUUACAAAUGAUAAUUUUGAUAAACAAAUUGAAGAAAUUCGUAUGAAAAUGAAAACAGGCAAUAAAACGUUAAGUUCACAAUUUGCUGAAUUAAAACAAGGUAUUGCUACGAUAGCUGAUGAUGCAAGACGAGCAAUGCUUGAACAAAAACAUCAGCAGCUAUUAAUUGAAGCAGAUGAAACAUUUGGGUUAAUUUAA